AUGGCUCUUUCACUGCGGGACCGCCAGAUUGCUGCCAUUAAGCGCAUACUCAACCUCAAUGCCCCCAUCAACGACGUCGACGCUCCUGAAGAGUCCAGCGCAACCACCAACACUGCGGAUAUCGAGUGGAAAGUGCUGAUCCUCGAUACCCAGGCGAGGAAUGUUAUAUCCGCAGUACUGCGUACCAAUGACCUGAGAGCGGCUGGGGUUACUGUACACUUCAAUCUUGCAUCCAAGCGGAGCCCCAUACCCGACACACCAGGCAUAUACCUGAUCGCGCCCACAGCCGAGAAUCUAGCGCUGGUGACCAAAGAUCUGAACGAUGGCUUGUACACACCGGUAUACGUCAACUUCCUGUCAAGUGUCCCCAGAGCACUCCUAGAAGACUGGGGUGGCCAGAUCGCGUCCUCGCCAUCGGCUGCCGAGAACCUCGCCCAGAUAUACGACCAGUAUCUAAACUUUGUCACCCUCGACAGCGACCAAUUCUCCCUGAACAUCGAGGAUGCCUAUCGAAAGAUAAAUAGCCCAAAGACGUCGGACCAGGAGCUCGAUGAGCUGAUCGAUCGUAUCGUCUCAGGCCUCUUCUCGGUCGUAGUCACCAUGGCAGUGGUUCCCAUUAUACGCUGCCCAACAGGUGGAGCUGCUUCCGAUAUCGCGGCCAAGCUUGAUCGAAAGUUGCGCGAUCACAUUCUCAACAGCAAGGAAAAUCUCUUCUCCGCCAACACAGCGUCUCGCCCUGUGCUCAUCAUCGUUGACCGCAACAUCGACCUUUGCCCCAUGUUCAGUCACUCGUGGAUAUACCAAAGUCUUGUUUACGACGUACUAGACUUUUCCCUCAACAAGGUCGUUGUGACCGUGCCAAACGAUAAGGAGAAGCCUGAGAGCGGUUCCAAGAAACAGACUUACGAUUUGGCUGCGAGCGACUACUUCUGGAAACGCAAUGCAGCCCAACCCUUCCCUCAAGUAGCAGACGACGUCACAAACGAGUGGACCAAGUAUACGGCAGAUGCGGACAAGAUCACGAACUCUACAGGCUCUAACUCCAUCGACGAUAUGGAAACCCAGUUCGCAGCUCAUCUAAAGGGCGCCAUAUCCAUGCUUCCCGAGCUCCGUGAGCGCAAGGCGACUAUUGAGAGCCACAUGAGCAUGCUCGAGUCCGUCAUGGACGGCAUCAAGCAGAGAAAACUGGACGAGUUCUUCCAGCUCGAAGAAGAGCUUGGAAAGGCCACUAAAGCAACCAUUUUAGACAUAAUCAAAUCUACGGACAAGGGAAAUGAUCCGUACGACAAGCUACGUUUGUUCCUACAGUGGUAUCUGACUACGUCUGAUGACCUAUCGCGCAACGAGCUCGACAGCUUUACACAAGCUCUGGAACAAGCUGGAUGUGAUACAACAGCUGUAGCAUAUGUUAAAACAGUUCGCCAGAUUACGCGUAUGACCAUGUUGAGCUCUGCGCCUACGCAGCCAGCACAGGCGUCAUCGAAUCUCUUCGGUGGCUUCUCGAGUUUAAGCAGUCGCGUCUCAGACAAAUUCAAAGAAGCCGGUCUAGGAGCACCCAACUUCGAGGGUGUAUUAUCCGGCAUCAAGAGUUACUUGCCAGCCAACAAGGAUCUGACCCUAACAAAAGUUGUAGAGGCCAUCUCCGAUCCUCAAAACGCAACCUCGAGUGCACUGAACAAGAUAGAAUCCUGGCUCUACUUCGACCCCCGAUCAGCGAACGCCCGCGGAACCAUACCGCCAGCUAGCCAGACACGGAACCAAAGCACCGUCUCGCGCGGCAUUGAAGCCUCGUUCGGGCAAAGACGACAAGGCUACACAGAAGCAUUGGUUUUCCCUGUAGGAGGCGGCAGCAUGGACGAAUUUGGUAAUCUACAAGCGUGGUCGCAACGGACUAGCGCUGCAGGUCCUGGUCAGCAAAGAAGAGUCGUGUACGGUUCCACGAAUUUGUACUCGGCGAGAGACUUCAUCGUCAAUGAACUGGCGCCCUUGGGUGCUGAGACCACUUGA
This is a messenger RNA of Alternaria atra, 2007 nucleotides long. RefSeq lists its product as uncharacterized. Gene Ontology annotation, biological process: endoplasmic reticulum to Golgi vesicle-mediated transport; intracellular protein transport. The record is from RefSeq and is a predicted model, not a curated record. Gene Ontology annotation, cellular component: Golgi membrane; cytosol. Lineage: Eukaryota; Fungi; Ascomycota; Dothideomycetes; Pleosporales; Pleosporaceae. The transcript has 7 exons. Gene Ontology annotation, molecular function: syntaxin binding. The coding region runs from base 1 to 2007 and encodes 668 amino acids.